GCAAACACAGACAUUUGGCAAAAUCUCAGCCUCUCUAUCAGUCUAGCUCUGUUGAGCCUUGGACAAUAAUUGCUGUAUUUCAGCAAAUCAAAGAGCUCCGCUUCAGUUCCUGGGUGCAGGGAACCUAUGGCAGAACAACGAUCUCGACCUGAUUUCACCAUUUGAAAUCCAUUUACAGGGAAGGGCAGAGUAAUAUAUUCAAGAGCGCACUGAUAAGCUCGGAUGGACUCAACAGGCCGCUGAGGGAAACGCUGGGGAGCUUUACAGUGUGCUGGUGAUUCUCCAAUACAGGCCAAAUCCUGACUUCAACAUGAAGAUCUCUGGGACUUCACUCGACCUGAGUGCAGCAGACUAUGGGAUAACCCUGGACCCUACGUUCACCAUGCUGGAGUUUGACGCUCUACGUGUUCUCCCUCUGCAAUCAGAGCCAUUCAAUCCAGGCCAUAUGCCUGCAUCAGUCCCAGUGUCAGCGCCGCAGCAGAGCGUGGUGAAUCUCUGUGCUAUCUGCGCAGACAGAGCUACGGGGAAACACUACGGUGCGUCCAGCUGCGAUGGCUGCAAGGGCUUCUUCAGAAGGAGCGUGCGUAAGAACCAUGCCUACACAUGCCGGUUCAGCAGGCAGUGUGUGGUGGACAAAGACAAAAGAAACCAAUGCCGAUACUGCAGACUUCGAAAGUGCUUCAGAGCCGGCAUGAGGAAAGAAGCUGUUCAGAAUGAGCGUGACCGUAUCAGCUGUCGUAGAGAAGGUCAAGGCGUUGGGACUCUCACCAUCGAUGUGCUGAUGCAGGCCGAGGCUUGCACUCAUCAGAACCCCUCCCAGAAUCCCAUGAGGGACAUCAAAACUAAGAAGAUAGCUGGCGUGAGUGAUGUGUGUGAAUCCAUGAAACAGCAGCUCCUCCUCCUCGUGGAAUGGGCAAAGUGCAUCCCUGAGUUCUGUGAGCUGUCGGUGGAUGACAGGGUGGCACUGUUAAGAGCUCACUCCGCUGAGCACCUCAUCUUAGGGGUGGCACGACGUUCGAUUCCUUACAAUGACAUCAUCCUGCUGGGAAACGACUUCAUCAUUCCCGUUCGGGGUACCGAGCAGGAGAUGUCCAAGGUAGCCACUCGUAUCCUGGAGGAGCUGGUGAGACCGCUGAAAGAGCUGAACAUCACAGACACUGAAUUUGUCUGUCUCAAAACCAUCGUCUUCUUCGCCCCAGACUGUCCUGGACUGCAGUGCACUCAGACAGUGCGCCGCCUGCGAUUCCAGGCUCAGGUGCUGCUGGAUGAGGCCACGAGCGAGCAGCGAGGCCGGUUUGGGGAGCUGUUGCUGUUGCUGACCACACUGCAGAGUGUGGCCUGGCAGAUGUUGGAGCAGCUGCAGCUGAUGCGUCUCCUGGGCAAAGCCAAUGUGGACAGUCUGCUGACGGAGAUGCUCCUGGGAGAAGAAGCAUCCAGAGGAUCUGAAGCACUGCCUGCAUCAGAGUCAAAUCCUGAGCCGCUUAUAUUCACCACAGCUACAGAGUCUGUCCUCUCCAGAGGAGUACUGACGGAGCAUAUCCCAGUGCCUAACUUCACAUCCGUGAUCCUUCCUGUACCCUCCUGUGAGUAUCUCAAGCGCAGGUAGUCCAGCCAUCAGCCCUAUAGAGUUUAAAGGGAUAGUUCACCCAAAAAUCAACAUUCUAUGUCAUACCAAACCCGCAUGACUUUUUGUACCUCAAUGGAACAUAAUAAUAAUAAUAAUAAAAGAAGAUCAUUUUGAAGAUAAUUUUAAACAAAUAUUACUGUGGUACAUUUUACAGGAAAAUACUGCUUCUUUCUCUCUACUUUAAAAUCGCAUUUUUAAUUGAAUGUUUCUUGUGUAACUGUGAGUGAAAACUGUUUCAAAGUAAAUCCUACACCAAAUGUUUUUCAGUGUAAGAGACGUCUGAAAUAUCGCCAAUAUACUGUGUUAAUUUUUCGUAUUGGUUCUCCACAGGUGUUUUACCUGUAUUUUGAAUUACACAAUGCAUUAGCGGUAAAGGAAAUAUCUGUAAAGGUUCUGGCAAAUAAUUACCAGUACCUUAUCCAUUUUCUACUGAUGCUUUUCUUACAGUGCAUAAAAAUAGCCCAUAUGACCAAUUAACCAUAUUCUAAGUCUUUUAAAGGUGUAAAGCUUUCUGUAAUCACAGAAUAUUUAUGUUCAGAUGAAAUAUAAGUCUUAAAAAGCUGGAAUCUUGAUCUAUAAAUGGUAGUUUCCCAUAUAUAAAUAAAAAGGUAAUUGCGACUUUUUAUCUCACAAUUCUGACUUUUUUAUAAUUCACAAUUUACUUUUCUCAAUUUUG
Messenger RNA from Carassius auratus (goldfish), 2303 nucleotides. RefSeq names its product hepatocyte nuclear factor 4-beta-like. Gene Ontology annotation, molecular function: DNA-binding transcription factor activity; RNA polymerase II cis-regulatory region sequence-specific DNA binding; zinc ion binding. The transcript has 9 exons. The record is from RefSeq and is a predicted model, not a curated record. Bases 311 to 1606 code for a protein of 431 amino acids. Gene Ontology annotation, biological process: regulation of DNA-templated transcription. NCBI's taxonomy places the organism in Eukaryota, Metazoa, Chordata, Actinopteri, Cypriniformes, Cyprinidae.